Messenger RNA from Daphnia pulicaria, 3057 nucleotides. RefSeq lists its product as uncharacterized. The transcript has a single exon. Lineage: Eukaryota; Metazoa; Arthropoda; Branchiopoda; Diplostraca; Daphniidae. Gene Ontology annotation, molecular function: catalytic activity. The record is from RefSeq and is a predicted model, not a curated record. The coding region runs from base 1 to 3057 and encodes 1018 amino acids.
AUGGGUUUCGGCAACAUCUGUGCAAAUCCCCUGAGGGUCAGUGCCACCGACUACAGGGCCCUGCGUGAGUGUGGUCUGCUGUUACGCCUUCCCACCAGGAGAGGGCGACGUAAAGGUUACUUAACCCGGAAACCAGCUGAUAGUGCAAAGCUUGGCCUUGUUAAUGCGCGCUCUGUUGCGUCGAAAGCGGAACUUCUGAUCGACCACAUUGACACCAAUAAUCUCGAUCUGUUGGCGGUAACUGAAACUUGGCUAACUGUUGAUCGUGGUGAUGCGAUCACUCUUUCUCUCUGCCCCGAAGGCUUCGCUGCGAUUCAUAAUCCGCGGAGGUCGGGUAAACAGGGCGGGGGCGUGGCUCUUUUUUACAAAAACACCAUCGAUGUUAAACGCCAGAGUGAGCCGGUUUCCAUCUCUUUCGAGUGCCUUCACUUGUUAGUCUCCUUGCGAUCCUCAUGCCAAAAUUUCCGUUUGCUCAUUAUCUACCGUCCACCGAAGCAGGAUCGCGAGCAAGUUCAAGCGUUCAUGUCUGAAUUUGGUCUACUUCUGGAGGGAAUCGUCUCAUCUCGCGAAAAGCUUGUAAUAGUUGGGGAUUUCAAUUUUCACGUUGAUUCACCACUGAAUCCAUCGGCCUGCAGUUUUCUCGACCUGAUCGACUCGUUCGGUCUUGUGCAACUAGUCAACGUGGCGACACACGACAAAGGGCAUACUUUAGAUCUAGUUCUUACUCGUGCCUCAGACGAUCUCAUUUCAGAAGUGUCACUAGCAGGACUUUUCAGCGAUCACUUUGCCAUCAGUUGCUCUUUGAACCUUAAGCGCCCUCUACAUCCUACGAAAACGGUGUCGUACAGAUCGUUCAAGUCAAUCAACAUUGAAGAUUUUGUCAAUGAUCUCAAAUGUCUACCUUUGCUGUGUGACCCUGCUCUCUCUCUUGAGAGUCUCGUUGACCAAUACGACAUGGGGAUUGGUGAAUUACUUCUGAAGCAUGCACCUUUGCGUACGAAGACUAUAACUCUUCGACAUAGAGCCCCAUGGCUGACUGGCGAGAUUCGCUUGCAUCGAUCUAAGCUUAGAAAGACUGAGCGUGUCUGGCGGAAGUCUGGACUCAAUGUUCAUUUACGGAUUUUUCGUGAAUGCUGUUCCAUGCAUGCUUUUCUUCUGAAACGUGAGAAGACUGGCUACCUGAACGCAAAGGUGAUGGAGUGCUUGGGUGAUCAGAGAUCUCUCUUUCGUCUCGUCAGUACUCUGACUGGCAAGCCAACAAUGUCUCCACUUCCAUCCCACUCGUCUGGCCAUGACCUUGCCACGAAGUUUAGCGAUUUUUUUCGCCAAAAAAUCAUGACGAUCAGACUUGGAAUCGAUGCGGCUGCCGCGUCAGUGGACAAUCAAGACCAUCCAUUCCUCAAAGAUGCUCAGUUCCUUUCAUCCAGACGUGAGUCCGACCGCCUUCACGUGUUUAAACCGGUCAGCCCAGAUAGUGUCAAAGCUAUAAUCGUGUCUUCACCAACAAAAUCCUGCUGUCUGGACCCACUACCAACUUGGCUCCUGAAGAAGGUAUUACACGUGUUGGUGGAUCCAAUCACUAAGAUUAUCAAUCUUUCACUUUCGUCCGGCGCCUUCCCUCCAAAGAUGAAACAUGCACUGGUUACUCCCUUGUUGAAGAAACCUUCCCUUGAUCCUGAAGAGCUCUCAAAUUACAGACCCGUUUCUAAUUUGUCGUACAUAUCGAAACUCAUUGAACGGGUUGUCGCUGCUCAGAUUCAUGAACAUUUUUCGGCCAAUUCUAUACUGUCCGUCCAUCAGUCGGCAUACCGUUUGAAUCAUUCAACCGAAACAGCACUUUUAUGUAUUUGUGAGGAUCUACUGGCUGCGGCGGAUCGUGGGGAUGGUGCUGCACUUCUUCUUUUGGAUCUUAGCGCUGCGUUCGACACCAUCGAUCAUACCAUCUUGAUGCAGAGACUUUCAUCUCACUGUGGAGUAUCGGGAGUUGCCCUGGAUUGGUUUUCCUCCUAUCUUGACGGCCGUUCUCAGUCUGUUGUUGUGAAUGCUCUGCCAUCUGACAGCGUCACUCUAACUUCGGGGGUCCCACAGGGCUCUGUACUUGGCCCGCUUCUUUACCUCGCCUACGCGAAUCCUCUUUCGUCGGUGCUAGAAGGUACCAAUCUUAACAACGGUGGCCUAAACGUUCUGAAGAUGGGUCAGUUCUCUGAUGACACUCAGCUCCGGAUUGGCUUUCGACUCCGUCCCGCUCCAUCUCAACAGCUAUCGGCCCUAAGCAUGAUGGCAAGUUGUGCAGCGCGCUCGGAAACUUGGUUUACUGCAAAUCGAGUGAAGCUUAACGUGUGUAAGAGCGAACUUCUCUACACAUCGACUCCGAACCGAUCCAAGCUGAUUGAAAAUCUACCUCUUCAGGUUGGAGAUGACUUGGUUCAACCUUCUCUAGUGGUGAAAAAUCUUGGAGUGAUCUUCGACAGCAAUUUGACCAUGAUCCCGCAUAUCAACAGCGUGUGCAAGUCAGCAUUUUUUCACAUUCGCACACUGGGAAAAAUCAGGAAAUACCUGUCACCACAUGCGGCGAAAACCUUGGUUCAAGCUAUGGUUCUUUCCCGACUGGACUACGCCAACUCGCUGUUUGCUGGUCUUCCAAAGGAACAGAUCCUGAGACUGCAGAGAGUCCAAAACGCUGCUGCCAGAUUGAUUGUCGGAGCGAGGAGGUUUGAUCCUGUUUCCAACCAUCUCAAAACCCUGCGUUGGCUGCCAGUCAACGAGCGCAUCAGCUUUAAGUGUUUGGUUUUGGCCUUUAAGUGUCUGCAUGGAUAUGCCCCUCCAUAUUUGUCAUCCCUGAUUGAGCGUUACAACCCACCACGGACCCUCAGAUCGUCGUUUUCUAGUGAUCUAGCUGUCCCACCAGGAAAACCUGGGCUCUAUGGCUCGCGCACAUUCUCAAGAAUGGGUCCGAGGCUGUGGAACGACCUGCCGGAUAACAUCAAGAAAAUGACGGAGCUGAAGAAUUUUAAAACUCUGUUGAAAUCCUAUUUGUUCAGUAAAUGUUAUAAAUGA